Molecule: messenger RNA, 696 nt
Organism: Acanthosepion pharaonis
Lineage: Eukaryota; Metazoa; Mollusca; Cephalopoda; Sepiida; Sepiidae
Source: the annotation of a GenBank genome assembly
AUGGACAGACUCAUUAUAUCUAUGUAUGAACAAAAUCUAUCUAUCUAUCUAUCUAUCUAUCUAUCUAUCUAUCUCAUUAUGUCAGUCAUAAUUUCGUUUUGUCUACAUGUUUCUUUCUUCCUUUUUUCUUUCUUACUAUCUAUCUAUCUAUCUAUCUAUCUAUCUAUCUAUCUCAGUCUGUUCGUUAUCUAUCUAUUUAAUUCUGUUCAUUAUCUAUCUAUCUAUCUAUCUAUCUAUCUAUCUAUCUAUCUAUCUAUCUAUCUAUUUGCUUCAGUCAUAUACAACCACUUGUUCGGAUCAGUGGUUGAAAAUGGCCCCGAGCGAAUCAACAUCUAUCUAUCUAUCUAUCUAUCUAUCUAUCUAUCUAUCUGUAUUCAUAUCUAUCUAUCUAUCUAUCUAUCUAUCUAUCUAUCUAUCUAUCUAUCUAUCUAUGUCUAUACAUGUAUGCAUGCAUGUAUAUAUGAGUGUAUGUGUGUAUGUAUCUAUCUUCCUCUAUUCAUGUCUCUCGAUCUUACUUUAUUCGUAUCCAUAUAUAUUUAUCUUGGCCUGUUCUUAUCUAUCUAUCUAUCUAUCUAUCUAUCUAUCUAUCUAUCUAUCUAUCUAUGUUCAUUAUCUAAUUCUCUUCAUUAUCUAAUAUUCAUCAUUAUCUAUCUAUCUAUCUAUCUAUCUAUCUAUCACAAUAAUCGUAGGUAUUAA